Messenger RNA from Zalophus californianus (California sea lion), 1607 nucleotides. RefSeq names its product small nuclear ribonucleoprotein U11/U12 subunit 35 (gene SNRNP35). Gene Ontology annotation, molecular function: snRNA binding; mRNA binding. The transcript has 2 exons. The record is from RefSeq and is a predicted model, not a curated record. Gene Ontology annotation, cellular component: U12-type spliceosomal complex; precatalytic spliceosome. The coding region runs from base 746 to 1486 and encodes 246 amino acids. Lineage: Eukaryota; Metazoa; Chordata; Mammalia; Carnivora; Otariidae. Gene Ontology annotation, biological process: mRNA splicing, via spliceosome.
GGAGACAACUCUUUACUUAGGUUUGCAAACUGCGAAGCACCAUCCAACUCAGUUGGUGUGCCCGUCCCUAGAGGCGUUUUUAAAAGCUUGUUUACCCCAGGGAGGGAGAAAUUUCCGUUGGUGGGGUUGCCGAGUGAUCGGUUGACGUUUUUUUGCUCAUGUCUGUGAGACGCAGGGAACUUUCCAGGUGUUCAAACCUCAGAAUGUUCAUCGUGAUUCCCAGAGGGGCUGCUCUUCCGAGAACUCCACAAAAUGGUGGCUGAUGCAAGAUGGAGUCAGGGUUGUCAACCCUUCCCCGACCGCUUUUCUUCUGCGGUGUGAACCAGCACACGCAUCCUCUGAAGACACCAUAACAUAAUCCGAUUCCUAAAGGGAGUCCGAGAACUGACAAUCUCGCCGCGCUGACAGAUUCCCUUCCCUAAGAAAGGCGAUUCGGCUCCUCCCAGACCACUGACCGCACAUUCGAUAGUCUUUCAACUCAAUCGUUCAAUGUAGCAGUUUCUGUCGUCGGGCAAAAAGUUAGAAAAACGGAAAGCCCAUUCUCUUCGGUGAUGAUAUACCCUCGAGGCUCAACAUAAUGUGGAUUAAAUUUCUUAAAAGCAAAAGCGAGAAACACUGCUCGUGGCGAAUCUGCUUCUUCCAAUAUAAAGGACCGCUCGGGCAGGCGCGAGGAAUCUCCUGGCGCUUCGAGUCCGUGGAGUCCGCUGGCUAAGGUGGGAAGGGAAGCCCGAGCCUUGCUGAGAACAUGAGUGAUUGGAUGCCCAUUGCCAAGGAGUAUGACCCGCUUAAAGCUGGCAGCAUUGAUGGCACUGACGAAGACCCACACGAUCGCGCUGUCUGGAGGGCAAUGUUGGCACGAUACACCCCCAACAAAGGCGUCACAGGAGACCCCCUCCUCACCCUGUUUGUGGCGAGACUAAACUUGCAGACCAAAGAGGAGAAGUUAAAGGAAGUAUUUUCCCGCUAUGGGGACAUCCGGCGGCUUCGGCUGGUGAGGGACUUGGUCACCGGCUUUUCAAAGGGCUAUGCGUUCAUUGAAUACAAAGAGGAGCGUUCUCUGAUCAAAGCUUACCGAGAUGCAGACGGCCUGGUUAUUGACCAGCAUGAGAUAUUUGUGGACUAUGAACUGGAAAGGACCCUCAAAGGGUGGAUCCCUCGGCGACUUGGAGGGGGUCUGGGGGGGAAAAAGGAAUCCGGGCAACUGAGAUUUGGGGGGCGUGAUCGGCCUUUUCGAAAACCCAUUAAUUUGCCAAUUGUUAAAAAUGACCAAUACAGAGAGGGAAAAAGGGAAAAGCGGGAGCGAUCUCGGUCUCGAGAAAGGCACUGGGACUCUCGGGCAAGAGACCGAGACCACGACCGUGGCCGGGAGAGGAGAUGGCAGGACAGAGAGCCAACCAGGGUGUGGCCAGAAAGUGACUGGGAGAGAGAGAGGGACUUCAGAGAAGACAGAUCCAAGGGUCGGGAGAAGAGGGACCGAAGUAAAUAGAGACUCACCACCCCCACCAGAACCCAGGUGAAGACACAGCAUGAAUAGAAGCACAGAGAGAUCUGUGUUGCUUUUAUACGGUUUGUAUGUCCAGUGCUUGAAUAAAAUUUGCUGAUGGUGA